This is a messenger RNA of Sorex araneus (European shrew), 1211 nucleotides long. It is a transcript of the gene BIRC5, whose product is annotated as baculoviral IAP repeat containing 5. The transcript has 4 exons. The coding region runs from base 621 to 1076 and encodes 151 amino acids. NCBI's taxonomy places the organism in Eukaryota, Metazoa, Chordata, Mammalia, Eulipotyphla, Soricidae. The record is from RefSeq and is a predicted model, not a curated record.
GGCGGGGGGGGGGGGGGGGCGCCCUCGCCCAGCUCUGCUCAGCUCCGCCUCCGCGCGGAACGCGGGAGCAACGGUGUGGGAUGGCCUUGGAUUUCGUCUUUUCUUUUCUUUUUUUUUGCUUUUUGGGUCCCACCCGGCGAUGCUCAGGGGUCACUACUGGCUCUGCACUCAGGAAUUACCCCUGGCGGUGCUGGGGGACCCUAUGGGAUGCUGGGAAUCGAACCCGGGUCGGCCGCGUGCAAGGCAAACGCCCUCCCCGCCGUGGAUCGCUCCGGCCCCGGAUCUCGUCUUUGACAUCUCUGACCUCUGCGUGGACGGGCCUCCGCCAACGUCCACGUCGCUGGGUCAGGGGAAGCUGGGACUGGGGGUGCCCGGAGCGGAGGGCCCGCAAACAGUGAAUUUUCAAGUGCGCUUGACGCGCUGCCCCGCGGAGGGGCUCGGGUCGUAAGGGGCCGGCGCCCAGGACGGACAGCCGCGGGGUCGCGAACAGCGGACAGCGACGCGGCCCCGAGGCCUGGACUACAGUUCCCGGCAUGCCCCGCUCCCCGGAAGCCCGACCGCGGCAUCCGGGGCGGGCGCUCCCGACGUGCCCCGCGGCGGACGCCGAACGCCGGAUUUGAAUGUCGGCGGCGGACAGUGGCCGCGCCAUGGGCGCCCCGUCGCUGCCCCCGGCCUGGCAGCUCUACCUCAAGGACCACCGCAUCGCCACGUUCAAGAACUGGCCGUUCCUGGAGGGCUGCGCCUGCACCCCCGAGCGGAUGGCCGCGGCCGGCUUCAUCCACUGCCCCACCGAGAACGAGCCCGACCUGGCGCAGUGUUUCUUCUGCUUCAAGGAGCUGGAAGGCUGGGAGCCGGACGACGACCCCGUAGAGGAGCAUAAGAAGCACUCGGCCGGCUGCGCUUUCCUGUGCGUCAAGAAGCAGUUUGAGGACUUGACCCUCAGCGAGUUCCUGAAACUGGACAAAGAAAGAGCCAAGAACAAAAUUGUCAAGGAGACCAGCACCAAGCAGAAGGAGUUUGAAGAAACGGCCCAGAAAGUGCGCUGCGCCAUCGAGCAGCUGGCCGCCUCCGACUGACCCGGCCCACCCGACCCCAGACCCCAGACCCCAGCCCGUGGGGGCGAGAACAGUUGGACACGAGCGUGUUUCCUGCGCGUUGCCCGUGGCUGGGCCGCGUGACCCUGGCCGUCCCCACACUGGGCCGGCAGCUGG